Molecule: messenger RNA, 1290 nt
Organism: Ipomoea triloba (trilobed morning glory)
Lineage: Eukaryota; Viridiplantae; Streptophyta; Magnoliopsida; Solanales; Convolvulaceae
Product: gibberellin 20-oxidase-like protein
Exons: 2
Coding region: 69-1034 (321 amino acids)
Molecular function (GO): dioxygenase activity
Source: RefSeq, a predicted model, not a curated record
CAAAGCAUUAUAUUUACCCUAUCAUAUCAUAUCAUAUCCUAGCUAGCUAUAAGCUACCAACCUACAAAAUGAUUUUGCAGGAACCUAUACAACUACCUGUCCUGGAUAUAUCUCAGCCCCUAAAUCCUCAUUCUCUGUCUGCUCUUGCUUCAGCCUGUAAGGAUUGGGGAUUCUUUCAUGUUUCCAAUCAUGGAAUCUCCAAACAUCUUUAUGAAAAAAUCCAUUCCCUAUCCAAUAACCUCUUCAACCUCCCUCCAGAUACCAAACUCAAGCUGGGCCCCUUUGCAUCCCUAAGAACUUACACCCCUCAUUUCAUUGCAUCUCCCUUUUUUGAGAGCCUCAAAGUUUCUGGACCUGACUUUCUGUCCUCUGCCCAGACUUCUGUAGAUGUCCUUCUUGGUGAAAACCACACUGAAUUCAGUCUGGUGAUGAAAGAAUAUGGGAGCAAAAUGACAGAGCUGUCAAGGUUAAUCAUGAAAACAGUGUUGAUGAGCCUGGGAGAAAGCUUUGAGAAGAAAUACUACGACUCAGAAUUCAGCAAUUGCCAUGGAUACUUGAGAAUAAAUAACUACACCCCACCAGAAUCCCUGGAAGGUGAAGUGGAGGGUCUUGGAAUGCACACAGAUAUGAGCUGCAUAACAAUCGCGUACCAAGACGAAGUGGGCGGGCUACAAGUAAGAUCAAAGGAUGAUGGGAAGUGGGUUGAUAUCAUCCCCCGUGAAGGGACCCUCGUAGUGAACAUUGGGGACAUGUUGCAGGCUUGGAGCAACGAGCGGUUCAGAUCAUCUGAGCACCGGGUGGUGUUGAAGAAGCUUGUGAACCGUUUCUCUCUAGCUUUCUUCUGGUGCUUUGAAGAUGAGAAGGUCAUCUCAGCCCCUGAUGAAGUGGUGGGCAAAGGAAAUACAAGAUUUUACAGCCCCUUUGUUUGCUCCCAGUAUGUCAAGUUCAGGGAGAAUGAUGAGAAAGGUAAGUUUGAAAAGAUUGGGUUCACAGUUAAAGAUUAUGCUGGCCUCAUGAUGGAUUUCCUUACUUAGGAUCUUCGUAUAUAGAUAUAGUAUCUUAUAUAGGUAAUGUAUAAUAUUUUGUGUAUGUAUAUUGCAUUCAUGUUUGAGAUUUGUGUUACGUUUGUUUUUAGUUAAUUAGUUUGGUUUGUUUAUAAGUGCAUUAUGAGAUAUAUGCAAAUUAAGACUACUUAUAGUUGUUUAAUGUUUUGUGUAUACAUGAGAUAGAUGUGUAUUUACCAUGGGUGUAUUGGCAAUAAAAUCAAAUCAUUGUUUUCAUUUACCAAUA